Molecule: messenger RNA, 2379 nt
Organism: Vanderwaltozyma polyspora DSM 70294
Lineage: Eukaryota; Fungi; Ascomycota; Saccharomycetes; Saccharomycetales; Saccharomycetaceae
Gene: ADE57
Product: bifunctional aminoimidazole ribotide synthase/glycinamide ribotide synthase
Exons: 1
Coding region: 1-2379 (792 amino acids)
Biological process (GO): 'de novo' IMP biosynthetic process; adenine biosynthetic process
Cellular component (GO): cytosol
Molecular function (GO): ATP binding; phosphoribosylamine-glycine ligase activity; metal ion binding
Source: RefSeq, a predicted model, not a curated record
AUGUCAUUGAAUAUUUUGGUUUUAGGUAAUGGUGGUAGAGAGCAUGCUUUAGUUUGGAAACUUUCUCAAUCUAAAUCGGUUGAUAAGAUAUUUGUUGCCCCAGGUAAUGGUGGCACUCAAGUUAAUGGAAAUGUGAUUAAUGUUCCGCAAUUUUCAACUGAUGCUAAGGAUUUUGAAAAUUUGAAACAGUUUGCCAUUGAAAAAAAAAUUGGUUUAGUUGUACCAGGUCCUGAACAACCUUUGGUAGAUGGUAUUAGCGAUGUUUUCAAUAAUAUUGGUAUACCGGUUUUUGGUCCUUCUUCAAAAGCUGCUAUAUUCGAAGGUUCGAAGACUUUCUCUAAGGAUUUUAUGUUUAAGCACAAUAUUCCAACUGCUCGCUAUGCCAACUUUUCAAAUUAUGAAGAUGCUAAGAAUUAUCUAUCUGAAAUACAUCAUAAAAUUGUUCUGAAAGCUGAUGGUAUUGCUGCUGGUAAAGGUGUUUUGAUCCCAAAUACUCAAAAAGAAGCCCAAGAAGCUUUGAAAACAAUUAUGGUUGAAAGACAAUUCGGUACAGCUGGUGAUUCAGUCGUUAUAGAAGAAUUCUUAGAAGGUGAUGAAAUCUCUAUUUUAACUAUUUCAGAUGGUUAUACUUUUUAUAAUUUUCCACCGGCUCAAGAUCACAAGAGAAUUGGUGAAAAUGACACUGGAUUGAACACUGGUGGUAUGGGUGCUUAUGCCCCUGCCCCAAUUGCCACACCAAAAUUACUAAAACAGAUAAAUGAUACCAUUAUCAAGCCAAGUAUUGAUGGUAUGAGAAAAGAUCGUUUGCCAUUCAUUGGGAUGUUAUUUACUGGCGUGAUUUUAACAAGUGAUGGCCCAAAAGUUUUAGAAUAUAACGUAAGAUUUGGUGAUCCUGAAACUCAAACUGUAUUACCAUUAUUAUCUGACGAUACUGAUUUGGCUCAAGUUUUGCUAGCUGCAGCUGAACAUAGAUUAGAUUCUGUAGACUUCAAAAUUAAAGAAGGUCGUUACGCUACAACAGUUGUAGUUGCCGCGGAUGGAUACCCUGAAUUAUACGAAAAAGGUGAAGAAAUUACAGUCGAUUUUGCUAAAUUGCCAAAGGAUUCAUACGUAUUCCAUGCAGGUACCAAAUUGGACAACGGAAAACUAGUUACUUCAGGUGGUAGAGUUAUUGCUUGUUCUGCUGUGGAUCAAUCCUUAAGAGCUUCCGUAGAUAAAGCAUAUGAAGGUAUUAAUUCUAUCAAGUUCGAUGGUAUGUACUACAGAAAGGACAUUGCUCAUCGUGCCUUCAAGAAUGAGGAACAACACAAAGCUACUUCAAUUACUUACGCUGAUGCGGGUGUCUCUGUAGAUAAUGGUAACUUGUUUGUUGAAAAGAUUAAAGCCAAGGUAAAAUCUACUAGAAGACCUGGUGCUGAUUCCGAUAUUGGUGGAUUUGGUGGUCUGUUUGAUUUAAAACAAGCUGGCUAUGAUACUGAAGAUACUCUGUUAGUCGCUGCUACCGAUGGUGUUGGUACUAAGCUAAUUAUUGCUCAAGAAACUGGGAUUCACGAUACUGUUGGUAUUGAUUUAGUUGCUAUGAACGUAAAUGAUUUGGUUGUUCAAGGAGCUGAACCUUUACUAUUUUUAGAUUAUUUUGCCACUGGUGCAUUGGAUAUUAAAGUUGCUUCUGAUUUCGUUUCAGGUGUUGCUGAUGGCUGUGUAAGAAGUGGUUGCGCCUUAGUAGGUGGUGAAACAUCAGAAAUGCCGGGUAUGUACCCACCUGGUCAUUACGAUACCAACGGUACUGCAGUUGGUGCUGUAAACAAGGGUGAAAUUUUACCAAAAAUAAAUGAUAUGACUGAAGGAAACGUUUUAUUAGGUGUUAGCUCAGAUGGGCUACAUUCUAAUGGGUUCUCUCUAGUAAGAAGAAUUAUUUCGCAUGUAGGUUUGGAGUGGAGUGCUACUUGUCCUUGGGAUUCCUCUAAAACUUUAGGUGAAGCUACUUUGGUCCCUACAAAAUUAUAUGUCAAACCUCUACUUCCAAUUAUUAAGGAAAAAUUACUUUUAGGUCUAGCCCAUAUUACUGGUGGUGGUCUUGUAGAAAAUAUUCCUCGUGCUUUACCAGGACACUUACAAGCUGAUGUUGAUAUGUCAACAUGGACUGUCCCAGAGGUUUUCAAAUGGUUUGGGAAGGCUGGUAAUAUCCCAGUUGAUGACAUUUUAAAGACAUUCAACAUGGGUAUUGGUAUGGUACUAAUUGUUAAAAAGGAAAAUGUUUCAAGAAUUAAGGAAAUAUUAAAAGACAAGAACGAAGAUGUCUAUGAAAUUGGCUCCUUAGUACCACGUAAAGAAAACGAACCAGGUUGUAUUGUAAGAAAUGCUACUGGUUUAUAUUAA